Messenger RNA from Myotis brandtii (Brandt's bat), 1590 nucleotides. RefSeq names its product synovial sarcoma translocation, chromosome 18 (gene SS18). Lineage: Eukaryota; Metazoa; Chordata; Mammalia; Chiroptera; Vespertilionidae. Gene Ontology annotation, molecular function: transcription coactivator activity. Gene Ontology annotation, biological process: positive regulation of transcription by RNA polymerase II. Bases 9 to 1196 code for a protein of 395 amino acids. Gene Ontology annotation, cellular component: nucleus. The transcript has 11 exons. The record is from RefSeq and is a predicted model, not a curated record.
GGAUUUGGAUGUUGGAUGAAAAUAACCAUCUCAUUCAGUGUAUAAUGGACUAUCAGAAUAAAGGAAAGACCUCGGAGUGUUCGCAGUACCAGCAGAUGCUGCAUACGAACUUGGUCUACCUGGCCACGAUCGCAGACUCGAACCAAAACAUGCAGUCUCUGCUGCCGGCGCCACCCACCCAGAAUAUGCCUCUGGGCCCAGGAGGGAUGAACCCGAGCGGCGCCCCGCCCCCUCCGCGCGCUCACAACAUGCCUUCAGACGGGAUGGUCGGCGGGGGGCCCCCUGCGCCCCACAUGCAGAACCAGAUGAACGGCCAGAUGCCGGGGCCCAACCAUAUGCCUAUGCAGGGGCCUGGGCCCAGCCAGCUCAACCUGACCAACAGCUCCAUGAGCAUGCCCGCCAGCAGCCACGGCUCCAUGGGCGGCUACAGCCACGCGGUGCCGUCCUCCCAGAGCAUGCCCGUGCAGAGCCAGAUGACCAUGAGCCAGGGCCAGCCCAUGGGGAACUACGGCCCCCGACCAAACAUGAACAUGCAGCCCAACCAAGGUCCAAUGAUGCACCAGCAGCCUCCUUCCCAGCAGUACAACAUGCCCCAGGGUGGUGGGCAGCACUACCAGGGCCAGCAGCCGCCCAUGGGGAUGAUGGGCCAGGUCAGCCAAGGCAGUCACAUGAUGGGCCAGAGGCAGAUGCCGCCCUACAGACCGCCCCAGCAGGGCCCGCCCCAGCAGUACUCUGGCCAGGAGGACUAUUACGGGGACCAGUACAGCCACGGCGGACAGGGUCCUCCGGAAGGCAUGAGCCAGCAGUAUUACCCUGAUGGUCAUAAUGAUCACGGUUAUCAGCAACCGUCGUAUCCUGAGCAAGGCUACGAUAGGCCUUACGAGGAUUCCUCACAACAUUACUACGAAGGAGGAGGCUCGCAGUACGGCCAGCAGCAGGAGGCCUACCAGGGCCCGCCUCCCCCGCAGGGCUACGCGCCACAGCAGCAGCAGUACCCGGGCCAGCAGGGCUACGCCGGCCAGCAGCAGGCCUACGGUCCUUCCCAGGGCGGGCCAGGCCCUCAGUAUCCGAACUACCCGCAGGGUCAAGGGCAGCAGUACGGGGGGUACAGGCCGACGCAGCCCGGACCACCUCAGCCCCCGCAGCAGAGGCCUUACGGAUACGACCAGGGACAGUAUGGAAAUUACCAGCAAUGAAAGUUCUCACAUUCCCAUGGCCAGCACCUGCCAGCAGCCACACCCACGCAGCCCUGUGGACCCUCCGGGAAGAGCCCCUUCCAUUGCACCCCGUUUUUGGAGAAGCCUUGGGCUCAGGGGCUGUGUCACCAGUCGGCGGCCGUGUGGCUUAGUUGCGUAAAAGCCUUUAGUAGCUCAAAAAUACUCUUUAAUUCCCCAUUUCUACUCUAGAUGGCAACAUUGGACAGAAAAUAGGCCGCAACCAAUUUGCAGUGGUUCCGGGACUGUUUCAGAUGGACUGUUACAAGCUGGGGGUGCGAGCAGCUUCGUAUGUUUUGCAGGUUAAGGGAAUUUAAUACUUUUCCACAGACGCUUUUGUAAGGGGGAGGGAAAUGUACACUUUCUACAGUUAGCA